AUGAACACUUUUCUCCAGCUCGCCUCGCUCGGGGCUCUGGCCUUGAUUCCAACCGUGGCAUGUGAAACCAAUACAAAUACAAAGCUAUGCGUCGAACUCGAGGUUCCCGUCCCCGUCAAUGCGACCAACCAGCUCUUUGACCAGCCCCGAGUUGACAGCACCAUCGACGCCAUCGACUGGACUGUGUGGGUUUCCACACGGACUACUCCCCCAGCUAGGGACCGUGUCAUUCGUAAUAUUACUAUCAGCGAGACAUUCAAGAUCAAUGCCCAGCUGUGCGUCACAUCGGACAAGGGCCCCAAAGCGGAUAUUUUGCAGAUUGCCACCCCAGGUCUUGGCUUUGAUAAACGAUACUUUGACGCGGAGCUUCAACCCGACGAGUACUCUUACGUUAAUGCUGCCCUGAAGAAGGGUUACUCGAUCCUUACCUACGACCGACUCGGCACUGGCAAAUCCCAAAAACCAGACGCCUACGAGAUAGUUCAGAUCCCAACGGAGGUUGAGAUCUUGGCGAGCCUGACAAAGAUUGCACGUAGUGGAAAGCUGAUCAGCUCAUCCAAGGUGCUGUCCACCGGCUCCAGAACCACCGUUUCUGACUUCGUGCCCUCCAAGGUUGUCCAAAUUGGGUACUCUUUCGGCUCGUUCCUCAUUCAAAAUGUGCUUGGUCGAUAUCCUGAUCUCGCCGAUGGCGCCGUACUGACAGCCCUUUACCCCAAUACUAUUCCGUUUGAUAAGAUGAUUGACGUCUUGCACUACGACCACGAGUUUCCCAAGGAGAAUGACCCCGCCCGUUUUAGUGAAUACGGCUCGGGCUACUUUGUCCUUUCAAACGAGGCCGAUCUUCAGAAGUUGUUCUUUCAGAAGAGAAGUUUGGACCCAGCACUGUUGACCUAUACCGAAAAGAUCAAGCAACCGGAGACUUUGGGUGAGUAUGCCUCUGAAGGGUUGAGUUCAUACGUGGUCGCGGAUGGUUUCAAGGGCCCAGUUCAGUUCUUCAUUGGCGAGUUUGACAAUUUUGUCUGCAGAGGCGACUGCAGGGACAUCUACGAUCAGACGGAAGCGGACAGGAUCUUCCCUCACUCAAACCCCACUUACUAUCUGCAGCCCAACACUGGUCACGCGCCGGGACUGUCGAAGAAUGCGUCUGCUGGAUAUGAGGUUAUGCUUCAGUUCUUGAAUUCUCAUAGCCUCUAA
This is a messenger RNA of Clonostachys byssicola, 1194 nucleotides long. The record is from the annotation of a GenBank genome assembly. NCBI's taxonomy places the organism in Eukaryota, Fungi, Ascomycota, Sordariomycetes, Hypocreales, Bionectriaceae.